AGGCCCCCACCCUGCCCUGGCCGCCGUCUGAUAACGCCAGCAGGGGAGCGACUCGGCUGCUGAGAACACACUUCAGCAACUGCUGGAAUUAUAACCUCAUCGUCUAGUUUUUAUUUUAGUUUUUUACUUUUGAAAGGGGACACAAAAUGGUUGAUUGAGGCACAUCUGUGUGCCUCGUCUCCAUUUGGACGCGUAGUUUUGUUUAAUCCAACGAGCCACAAUGUUGUCAAAGAAGGAGAAACAACUCAUACGUGAAAUAUGGGAAAGACUGACUCCAGUGGCUGAAGACAUUGGAGCAGAUGCUCUCCUUAGGAUGUUUGCUUCAUAUCCAGGCACUAAGACAUAUUUCUCUCAUCUGGACAUCGGUCCUGGCUCCGCCCACCUAUCCUCCCACGGGAAGAAGAUCGUCCUGGCCAUCGCAGAGGGAGCCAAAGACAUCAGCCAGCUGACCGUCACCCUGGCUCCCCUGCAGACUCUGCACGCCUACCAGCUCCGAAUAGAUCCCACCAACUUCAAGCUGCUCUCAUACUGUCUGCUUGUCACCCUGGCUUGCUACAUGGGCGAAGGAUUCACGCCGGAGGCCCACGCCGCCAUAGACAAAUUCCUGUCGGCUUUUUCGGCUGUCCUCGCCGAAAAAUACAGAUGAGAUUCCCUCAUUUCUGGAUAGCUCAAAGCUUUUAUGUAAAACUAUGUGUCCUUAUGUUCAAACGUUCUGCCAUGUUUACAUUGUGUUGCCUACCACAGUUUUGCUCUUGUUUUUAAAUUGUAAGCUCCAGACUCUGUCAAAAUAUGUUAUUUUUUGUAUAAAUUGUUAUCUGUUUUCAAUCUCUAAUAAACAACCGUUCUGAAAAAUCUUUA
Molecule: messenger RNA, 858 nt
Organism: Oryzias latipes (Japanese medaka)
Lineage: Eukaryota; Metazoa; Chordata; Actinopteri; Beloniformes; Adrianichthyidae
Gene: hbae4
Product: hemoglobin alpha embryonic-4
Biological process (GO): oxygen transport; hydrogen peroxide catabolic process
Cellular component (GO): blood microparticle; haptoglobin-hemoglobin complex; hemoglobin complex
Molecular function (GO): heme binding; peroxidase activity; haptoglobin binding
Source: RefSeq, a predicted model, not a curated record